AUGGAAGAUAAUGAUGGUUUCAUGAACCAGAUGGGAACUACUAUGAACAUGAAGUUUGAGAAAGUGGCUUAUACCAAGCUUCAUGGCAAGGAUUCUGAAGAAUUUAAGUGUGUUAGAGACACAUUGGCUUCUCUUUUUUAUGUGUACUCAGAAAAUUUAUCUCAUCUUCUUCAUUCGAAUUAUGGAAUGAAUGAGGCAACUAAUCACACAGAAUGUGGAGAUACCAUUUUUAGGUAA
This is a messenger RNA of Prunus armeniaca (apricot), 237 nucleotides long. NCBI's taxonomy places the organism in Eukaryota, Viridiplantae, Streptophyta, Magnoliopsida, Rosales, Rosaceae. The record is from the annotation of a GenBank genome assembly.